This is a messenger RNA of Selaginella moellendorffii, 1356 nucleotides long. Its product is annotated as casein kinase I. The record is from RefSeq and is a predicted model, not a curated record. Gene Ontology annotation, cellular component: cytoplasm; nucleus. Lineage: Eukaryota; Viridiplantae; Streptophyta; Lycopodiopsida; Selaginellales; Selaginellaceae. Gene Ontology annotation, biological process: endocytosis; signal transduction; peptidyl-serine phosphorylation. Gene Ontology annotation, molecular function: ATP binding; protein serine/threonine kinase activity. The coding region runs from base 1 to 1344 and encodes 447 amino acids. The transcript has 14 exons.
AUGGCGCAUCGUGGCCGCCCAAUGCAGGAUAUCGACGGUCCCAUUCCCGCCAGCGGGGUGUCGUCCUCCUCUCGGGAGGCACAAGCCAGGAAUGACCAUGGAACGCAUGUACAAACUCAUGAAGAAGUGGGUGUCAAAUUGGAAAAUGCAAAAACAAGGAAUCCACAGCUUCAAUACGAAUCCAAAAUUUACAAGAGUCUCCAAGGAGGAACUGGCAUUCCCAGUUUGAGAUGGUUUGGGGUUGAGGGUGACUACAAUGUGCUGGUCCUUGAUUUUCUUGGCCCUAGCUUGGAAGAUCUUUUCAACUUCUGCAACCGGAGGUUUUCGCUCAAGACGGUUCUAAUGCUAGCGGACCAAAUGAUCUCGAGGCUGGAGUUCGUCCAUUCCAAAAGCUUUCUUCACCGUGACGUGAAGCCUGAUAACUUUUUAAUGGGCCGAGGCAAGCGAGCAAACCAGGUUUUCAUCAUCGAUUUUGGGCUCGCCAAGAAGUAUCGGGAUCCAAACACUCACCAACACAUCUCAUACAGGGAGGACAAAAGCUUGACAGGGACUGCAAGAUAUGCCAGUAUCAACACUCAUAUUGGCAUUGAGCAAAGCCGGAGGGAUGACCUUGAGUCUCUUGGUUACGUUCUACUCUACUUCUUGAGGGGAAGUCUUCCUUGGCAAGGCCUGAAAGCAGGAAACAAGAAACAGAAGUACGAUAGGAUCAGCUCAAAGAAGAUUUCAACUCCCAUUGAGGUUUUGUGCAAGUCAUGUCCAACGGAAUUUAUAACGUUUCUACACUAUUGCCGGGCUCUUCGCUUCGAGGAAAAGCCAGACUACAAUUACCUGAAGCGCCUCUUUCACGAUCUCUUCAUCCGAGAGGGAUAUCCAUACGAUUGUAUGUUCGACUGGACCAUUUUGAAGAGGCAGCUCGCCACUGCACAGCAGCAAUCUCCAGCAACUGCCUUGGUGAACAAAGCUGAGAAGCCAGCAGCCGCCGGAGCCGGCCAACAAGACGCUGCAAAGUCCCGGAACUUAACCUCUCCGGAGCCGCCAAAGAGGCGAAUUCACGACUUGUGCACCAAAGACAGCGCUGAUGCAACCGGCGAGCUGUCCAAGCAAUCGCUCACGACAUCUUCCAAGCAGAGGCUUUUGGCGUCGCCAUUUAGCAAGGCCCAAGUUUACAAGCCGGGAGGGGUUCAAAACCCACUCCAAACAAGCAAGCUACAACUCAAGCUUCCCACGACCUCGGAGAUGAAGAGACCAUCCUCGAAUCGCCACUCAUCCACGAUACGGAGCUAUGAGGCCACCCUCAAAGGGAUCGAAAGCCUGUCCUUUGAGGCACAGAAGAAAAUCAAGUAGCUUCUUAUAAAA